Messenger RNA from Phlebotomus papatasi, 2719 nucleotides. RefSeq lists its product as uncharacterized. The record is from RefSeq and is a predicted model, not a curated record. Bases 745 to 2565 code for a protein of 606 amino acids. Gene Ontology annotation, molecular function: protein binding. NCBI's taxonomy places the organism in Eukaryota, Metazoa, Arthropoda, Insecta, Diptera, Psychodidae. The transcript has 5 exons.
CAGCAGAGUUUGUUGUUCAGUUUGUGUUGUGCUGCCCAUCGAGGAGGAAGAGACAAUCAACAGUGGUACCCCAGAUAGUCGCGCGCUUGUUCGGUGAAUGAAGUGCGAGGGAUGAAUUCGUGUGGAUUUGUGUGAUGUUAGGACGAGAUAGGAGGAUUCAGGAAUAAAUGAACCAGACGCAGUGAAUGUUGAACAAGAGAGAAAAUUGCUCUCGAUCGUGUGGCAGAUGUUUCAAGUGGUUUUUUUUUGGGCAGAUUUUUGAUGUGAUUGCCUCUAGCCCAGGCAUAUGUGCUUAAACCACGGCUCAUCCAUUGGGCGAAAAACACCAAACAUUUUAUACAGAAGUGGAUACAAACAAUGAGAAAAUAUUUCUGUGGUUUCCCUCGGUAUUAACCAGAUAAAAAAAAGCAGACCCAAGAGUGCAAUUGUGAGAAUAAAACACGCAGAGGGUGAUAGAGAAUUGUGCCUGGGAAUACAUUAAAUCCUCCUCAUUAAGAUUUUUCAUUGGAUCGGACUGAGAGAUCUCACGGAGUGGUAACAAAUUUCCUCAAUUAGUAAUAUUGAUGGGAGCUGGGAAGAAGAAUAUAAAAUUCCGGGUUUAAUGAAACAUCAAAGUGCAUCGAUAGAAGAGGUUUAAUUAAAAAACGCCCAUCUUCCUUCAUCGUCAAGUGAUUAGAGAGACUGCGUGAGGAGGGGAAUAUUUUCCAACAAAUGGCCUAAGAUUGUGCUGUGGAACAAUGUGAAAUGGAAUCUGGCAGUGUCUUGAGUGAACCCUCAUCUACGGCCUUUGGCACAAAUCGCGGUAUUUAUGGUGCUCCAGAGAGAACAACAUCAAUGACAAUCCUAUCGACUGGAGGAGCACCCGUAUCAGCCACAACACCACAGGGGAAACCAAGAAUGGCUCAUCUGGAGACACUAGAAGCAAAGAUGGCCAGUAUCGAAGUAUCACUGAGCGGAAGCACGCCAAGAAGACGCAAAGGAACAUCUCUUGGUGGAAGUUCAUCCGUUAGAUCAUCCCCAAGACCAGAAUCUGCCCCCGCGAAAGAAGUACGAUCAGCCCUGCAGGACAGAGAGGCCAUCAUCCAGAGUCUGAGGAUGCAACUGGGACUGGGAAAGUUACCACGGCCGUGUGGAACACCUCUAGAGGAGAAUGAACGUCCAGCUGCUGAGCAGAGACUUCACAGGCUCAAAAUUGAUGCAGAGAACAAGAAGAUCGCCAUUAGAAACCUCAAGUCUGCUUUGGAUAAACUCGAUAUCACAGACAAUAUCGAUGUAAGGAUACGCCAGGCAGAGUUGGAAUAUGCUCUUGGACGGGAAGAGCUUCAACUGCUGUCUCUCGUGGAAGAAAUCCAGGCUCUUCAGUCACGGCUGGAGAAAUCAAAACCUGAAGCCAAUUCCAUUUACAGCAUCCUCCAGAAUGGCACUAACUUAAGUCUCCAUGCAGUCCACGUGACUGUUGGUCGCUGGGCAGCGACGUCCAGGAACGACUGUCCGGGCAUGUGGAUUGAAUGGGCACUUGAAGGUGAGGGUCUCUAUCGCGGAGAUAGAAUCAUUGAAGUGAAUGGAAAGAUUCUCAGUGGAAGAACCCGUGAGGAACUCCAGAGAUUGAUUGGAAAUACCAGUCGAUGUCAGCUGGUAGUUAUCCGUCAGAGAGCCAUGCCUUUUGCUCAGCAGCAGUUGCUUCAGAGUCAGGAGGACAACAUGCGGCUGCAGCAUCGCAUCUCUUAUUUGGAGGACCAGGUUAAGGAAUUGCAGGAGAAUAAAGAGUCUCGCUCAUCACCAACGAACAAUGCUCAUGUUACGAGUAUUAGUAUCUCAUCACCUAAUCCCAAAGUACCGGACAAGCCUGAGAUCUUCCAGCGUGGCAACUUCAUUACGACAAUCGUUGAUGGGAAACCCACCAAAAGUCCACCGUCUGUGGCUCAGUUGUCCAAAGCCACUCACGUCACGAAGACAACCAUCGUCAAAGACUCCGCCACCAAUGGCCAUGUGAAUGGUGAUGAGAAUGUCAGGAAGAAUUUGUCCACUUCCACAGUGUCUCUUACUAGCAAUGUGUCAUCAAAGAGAGAUAUCGACGAGGCACGUCGGGAGAGAUACGCUCAGAGAUCCAGUCGGAUUGCUACUUGCCAUGGGCAUCAUCAGCAUAUUUCACGAAGUGGGGAUCAUCUUCAUGAGUACACCAGCAAAUCUGCAAGUACUGAUCGGAAACUGGAAAGUUUGACACGCAAAGUCAAUGGACACCAGAACCACUUAAACCACCAGAGAACCCAUGAUCUCAGGAGUGUCAAGAGCCUGGAUUUUGACUCAGACUGUGGUGGGCAACAGAGGGAUGUGGACUAUACGUCAGAACCCUUGGGUUCGAAGCCCUUGAGGCCAUUGCCACCAAAGAAACCCCUAAGGUUGUCGCUUCAGCGGGCACAGAGUUUGCAGACGGUGGAGGGUGCACUGACGGAAUUGGACAAGAAGAGGGCUAGCAAGAGACCCCAUCGAGGCAUGACACCCUUCAAUGGAGAUCAGUCAAAUGCUCUGCACACUGCCUCACUUGGACGCAACAAGUAUAUUUAGCACCUCCCGUCGUUGUUUCUUUUCUUCAGUAAACAAAUAAUGAUAAAAUUGAUUUGCAAAGCUCUCUAUCACUUCCUCUGUAUCACUCCUAGGCAAUAUAUAUAUUAUAAGAAUAGAUACAACACAUCAAAUAUAAUUUUGUGGUGAAGAAGAA